AGCACAAUCUCCGGGAUGGUUCUCUUUUUUUACAUACUCCUGCUUUUCCAUCAACUUCAUUUUCAGGCAGGAAACACCCUUUGCCGAACAAUGGGAGACCCUAAGUACCCACUGUUUUCCAGGGAUGGAGACAUAACCAUUGGAGCACUUUUUCCAGUCCACAGCAAAGAAACCUUAUCUUCAUUUGAGUUUACACAAAAACCUCGGCUGUUAUCAUGCUCCAGCGUGAAUCUGAGAGACUUUCGACUGGCUCAAGUCAUGAUCUUUGCCACUGAGGAGAUUAACAGAAGUGAACAUUUGCUCCCAAAUGUUUCUAUUGGUUAUCGAAUCUAUGAUACCUGUGGUUCAAGAGUGUCUACCAUAAGUGCUACUAUGGCUUUGAUGAAUGGUGAUGUGAUUGCAGCAGGAGAUAGAUGCAAUGGACAGUUUCCUAUACAUGCUAUAAUAGGAGAAACAGAAUCUUUAGCCACAGUGAUUCUGUCCAGAACUACAGGACCUUUUAAAAUUCCAGUGAUAAGUCACUCAGCUUCAUGUGAAUGUCUCAGUAAUAGAAAAGAAUACCCGUCUUUCUUUAGGACUAUGGCUAGUGAUUACCACCAGAGCAAAGCACUUGCAUACAUAAUCAAGCAUUUAGACUGGUCUUGGGUGGGAGCUGUGAACAGCGACAAUGACUAUGGAAACAAUGGAAUGGCCACAUUUCUGAAAAUAGCCCAGGAGGAGGGGAUUUGUAUUGAGUACUCUGUGAAAUUCUCCCGAACAGAGAUGGAGAAACUCCAGAAAGUGGUAGACACAAUUAAACAAGGCACAGCAAAAGUGAUUGUCGCAUUUGCUUCACUUCUUGAGAUGGGCUUACUUAUUGAUCAGUUAAAUAUUCAGAACAUUACAGGCCUCCAAAUGAUUGGUGUGAAAUCAUGGAUAACUGUGAAGAGUUUGAUCACUCCAAACAGUUUUCAUGUGAUGGGAGGGUCACUGGGGUUUGCAGUGAGAAAAAAUGAUAUUGAAGGUUUUUCAGAUUAUGUUACAAAAGCAUUCUGGGAAACAACUUUUCCACGCUCACAGACUGAGGGAAAUUCUUCUCAAUAUGCAUUGGGUUACAACAGAUAUGAGGAUCUACUUGCACUAAAAAACUACAAUGAAGAUGUGCCUGAACAAAGAUUUCUAAGCUAUGUCUAUAAAGCAGUUUAUGCUGUGGCUCAUUCACUACACCAUCUGCUCAAAUGCAAAGAACAAGAAGGUUGUGAAAAAGGCCUGACAAUAAAACCACAGCAGGUGGUUGAGGCUCUGAAAAAGGUACAUUUCACCAUUAAGAUGGGGGAUAGUGUGUGGUUUGACAGCACUGGUGGAGCAGUAGCCCAGUAUGAAGUUGUCAACUGGCAGCAGGAUUCAGAUGGAGCUAUCGAAUUUAAAUCAGUGGGAUACUAUGACGCCUCACUGCCCCCUAACCAGCACUUUCUGCUCAACACUGAAAACAUAAUCUGGGCUGGAGGACAGGUGCAGAAGCCAAGGUCUGUGUGCAGUGAGAGCUGUCCUCCGGGCACUAGGAAGGCUGCUCAGAAAGGAAGACCUGUCUGCUGUUAUGACUGUAUUCCAUGUGCAGAAGGAGAAAUCAGCAAUGAGACAGAUUCAAAUAACUGCAAGCAGUGUCCGGGGGAAUACUGGUCUAAUGCUGAGAAAAAUAAAUGUGUGCUAAAGGCUGUAGAGUUUCUGUCCUUCACAGAAAUUAUGGGUAUAGUGCUAGUUUUUUUCUCACUGUUUGGGGUAGGAAUAACUGUGCUGACGACCAUCCUGUUUUACAGAAAGAAGGACACCCCCAUAGUAAAAGCCAAUAACUCAGAGCUGAGCUUUCUGCUGCUCUUUUCACUCACUCUGUGUUUCCUCUGUUCACUUACUUUCAUUGGUCGUCCCACUGAGUGGUCCUGUAUGCUGCGUCACACAGUGUUUGGGAUCACUUUUGUCCUCUGUAUCUCCUGUGUUCUAGGAAAGACAAUAGUGGUGUUAAUGGCCUUCAAGGCUACACUUCCAGGUAGUAAUGUCAUGAAAUGGUUUGGGCCUUCACAACAACGGCUCAGUGUUAUUGCCUUUACACUUAUACAGAUUCUUAUCUGUGUGCUUUGGCUAACAAUAUCUCCUCCAUUUCCUAACAAAAAUAUGAAAUAUUAUAAGGAAAAGAUCAUUCUUGAGUGCAGUUUGGGUUCUACUAUAGGCUUCUGGGCUGUGCUAGCUUAUAUUGGCCUACUGGCUGUUUUGUGCUUCAUUCUGGCUUUUCUGGCUCGCACACUGCCUGAUAACUUCAAUGAAGCCAAAUUCAUCACAUUCAGUAUGCUCAUAUUCUGUGCUGUAUGGAUCACAUUUAUACCAGCUUAUGUCAGCUCUCCUGGAAAAUUUACUGUAGCUGUGGAGAUAUUUGCCAUUUUAGCCUCAAGCUUUGGUUUAUUGCUUUGUAUAUUUGCACCUAAAUUUUAUAUAAUUGUGUUUAAGCCUGAACAAAAUACAAAACAACAUGUGAUUGGAAAAACACUACCUUCAUCCUAUUGA
Labeo rohita (rohu) is the source of this 2535-nucleotide messenger RNA. Its product is annotated as extracellular calcium-sensing receptor-like. The coding region runs from base 16 to 2535 and encodes 839 amino acids. NCBI's taxonomy places the organism in Eukaryota, Metazoa, Chordata, Actinopteri, Cypriniformes, Cyprinidae. Gene Ontology annotation, cellular component: membrane. Gene Ontology annotation, molecular function: G protein-coupled receptor activity. The transcript is spliced from 6 exons. The record is from RefSeq and is a predicted model, not a curated record. Gene Ontology annotation, biological process: G protein-coupled receptor signaling pathway.